AUGCCAACUACUGUCGCCGACGCCAAGGUCACGGAACCGUCUGGGAACUUCUCCAUAUUGGCAUCACGCUUGAUCUCCGUAAGGUUUUCAACGGCCCCCCAAACCAUCGAUGAACUCGUCGAGGGUGUCAUACAAGGCAUCGCAACCGCUAGAAGUCAACUGGGUCUCACUGGUACCCAAAUCGUCUUGGAAACGCCAGUCUCAAAUCUCGAUAAGAACCAGAUGUCAUCUGCGCAUCCAGCUUGGCGCAACGCGAUGUGGCGUGCCAUUCAUGUCGGGGAAUGGGCAGAGCCUUUAGAGGCUGAUAAGCAGGCAAGUGUCGCGGGGCCAUUUUUGCAGAUCCUCAAGCCGUUGAAGAGAUUGAGCCCUGUUGGUGGCACGUACUUUAAUGAAGUACAUUACCUCGAGCCAGAUUGGGAGCAAACGUAUUUUGGAUCGAACUACCCCAGGCUUUUGGAGACUAAGAACAAAUAUGACCUGGCCCAUAUGCUUGAUUGUUGGAAGUGUGUUGGGCGGAGAGGUGAACACAAGUUCUCUGAUCAAUUGGGACGGAAGAAACUAACGCGAACGGCUGCGAAGCCCAUUAUACUCCUGCUAUUAGCGGUUUCCACGCAUCUUUCAUUGUAA
Messenger RNA from Penicillium robsamsonii, 627 nucleotides. Its product is annotated as FAD linked oxidase N-terminal. Bases 1 to 627 code for a protein of 208 amino acids. The record is from RefSeq and is a predicted model, not a curated record. The transcript has a single exon. Gene Ontology annotation, molecular function: flavin adenine dinucleotide binding; oxidoreductase activity. Lineage: Eukaryota; Fungi; Ascomycota; Eurotiomycetes; Eurotiales; Aspergillaceae.